GGAAAAGGAAUGAUCUAUUUUCCCAUUUUGUUUUCCUUCCUUAUAUUUGUUGUCACCCUUACUUAUCUACUCUGCAUCAUAUAUCAGAUGUAAUUAUCUCUCAAAGGGAUACUCAUGUCAUUUAGCUAAGAGACAGAUACUCUAGCUUCUAUCCACGGAGAAGGGGCACUAGAGGGAGGUCUCAUACCCACCAAUGAUGGAGGGAGGUGGCUAAAGGUCUUCUGGACUACCCUAGGGGAAAGAGCAUGAAUUUUGGAAAUCUGCAACUUUCUAGUGGUAUAGUAAAGUUACUUGACCACUCUGAAUCUCACUUUACAUAGCUGUAACAUGGUGAUAAUCUACUGUGCAGGGUUAUUGUGUGGAGUAAAGAAUGUGGAAAAUACCUAGCAUAGUGGCUGGUAUGAAACAGGAGGUUAAUAUAUAUUGUAUAUAUGGUCAUUUUUUCAUGAAAGAGGAGUUGUACUGAGGAUGGGUAAAAAACUGCUUAAGUCUCAGAUAGGAUGGAGGAUCUCAAAAUGCUUGAAGAGCCUCCUAAGAGCUGGCUGCCUCUCUGCACCCCUCCUUAGUUCCUGAGUGCUUUAGAAUGGUUUAAGACUGGGAAUUGCAUCUUCCUUCCAAACAGGGUGAGGAACAAUCUGUGGGAAGUCAGUAUACAGUUGAAUUCAGUUUCCAACACAGAGAAUUUGCCAGUUUUCGCCCACGCCGAAGAGACAAGAAAGCAGCUGUGGGCAGACAGUAGAGAGAGAGCAGUGGGGCCACUAGGACAUAUCACACUUGCAGAUGUCCCAUUGUUUGCCUUGAGAUUUCCUAGUUUGUCUAUUUUAUCCGGUUGCUUUUCCAUGAUAUACAAAGGAUAGAGCCAAAACAAUUUCAUGUCGUUUUCCCACUUUGUUUUGAUUUAUUAUUUGUUGUUUACAGUAUUAUCUCCAAUAACAACAAUGGAAUUUCCUUUUCCACUAAGCUGGCCUGUUUCCAUUUUGCCUGUUUAUUUUAAUUUACUUUUUCAGGACUGAAAGCUCCACAUGACUCUUCUUUAUUUCCUGCAUGUGUAGGUCAGCAUCAUUUAUUAGCCUGUGCACUCAGAAGAACUUUGUUCAUUAAUUGUAAAGGUUCUGCUUCCUGGUUCCCAAUGUGAGUGUAUUAAGUGCUUCAUGUUGCCAAGUACUGUCCUUCACAGUUUUGGUUAGCAGUUUCCUCAUCACUGCUCUCUGCAAGCAGGUGGACUUGCUCUCUGGGGUUGACAGAUGCAGUUCUGAAGCCCUAAGGCAAAGAAGUACCUCCUCUGCAGAUUUGUUUUCCCAAAUCCUCUGACUUGUCACCUCUGCCCCUCUUAUCAAUCCCAAUUUCCUUUUACUUAAAAAAAAAAAAAAUUUUUAUUUGAUUUGUUGUUGUUGAGAAUAUACACAGCAAAAACCUAUACCAAUUCAAAUUUCUACAUGUACAUUUCAGUGACUUGAUUACAUUCUUCAAGUCAUGCAACCAUUCUCACCCUCCUUUUCAGAGUUGUUUCUCCUGCAUUAAAUAAACUCACUGCCCCUUAAUGUUCCUAUGUAAUUUUUCGAGUUACCUCCAGAAAUCUGGAUUCCAUGAGAAUUUGAAAUUUUAUUCUGCAUUUUACCCCUUUUGAGCAAAGAUUCUUCUAUGGAAUCUUUCGAUCAAAAUGUCCAGUAAUAUAUUUUUAUUUACAUUGAUUUGGGCAGUGGAGUAUGUGAGCAUAAAAACUGCUAUUUGCAGACAUUUCCAUGUAAACUAGUCUGUUGUUAUCAAAUGGCUGAAACAGAAUGGCUGAGGGGGCAGCAGCAGACAAGGUGAGAGAAAGGAUGUGGAAGAAGCCAGACACAAAGGGCUUUAGGUGCCAUGUUAAAGAGUUUGGGUUUUAAUUGCUAGGAAAGUUUUUAAGUAGGCAGAGCAUCAUUAUCAGAUUUUAUCCCGAGAAGGAUAAAUUUGAGGGGACCUCUUAGGAGAAUAUGGUGCUGACCCAGGCAAGAUGUGAUGAGGUUCUGAACAAGUCAUGGCAGAUGGAAUGAGAAAGAUGUCAAGGAAGUAGACACUACAAAAUUAGUAUCGAAUUUUUAAUGUUAUCUUCACAGCAAUUGCUGAUGAAACUGGAAAGUACUACAGCCAAUAAAUGUCAAAGGAAAUCUUCCUCUGUGCUUCCAUUGCAAUUUGGAGACAUGAUUUUUUUGACAUUUAGCACACUAUAUUGUAAUAAACUAUAAUGUAAUUACUUGCUUACAAUCUUUUCUACUGUGAGACUCUAAGCUUCCUGAGAUUAAGAACCAUACUACCAAGUCGUUGGUUGCAUGAUACCUGCGUGGAGCCUGGUAUCAACAGUGCCCAGUAGAUGUUUGAAGAGUAAGUAAAUGACCUUCUCCUGACGUCAUAACCAGUGCUUCUUCCACAUCCAUCACAUGGCACGGAAACAUGAAACCAUCACUCAGGUGUGCCUUAUGUCCUCCCAUCUCUCUCUCCUCCUCUGGGAGCGAGAACAAAGUGACGAGCAGAUGUAACAGGUGGAUGAUGCUUUUUGUUUUGCUUUAAAAGCUAUAUCACUGCUUCUGUUAUCAAAAUGCAUCCUUUCCUCCAGAAGACUGCAUUAAAAUACCAAUAAUGAAUAUUUAGAAUAUAAAAAAAAAAUAAAAAGGGGCCAUAAAACCUACUGCGAUCCUGCUUUCAAUGGUCUCAUUAUCCACAAAUCAAACAUGAUAAUUGCUUUCAUAUUCCUUUUUAUGUUACUUAAUGUUUUAAUCUGGCUCACACUUUAUUCUUCCACACAGAUCCGUGAUGCCUCCUGCCUGGCUCUUUCAAGAUGGAGGAGAAAACUGUGGGAGAGCCUAGUCAAGUGGUGUCUAAGUUCAAACUUCCCACCAAGGUAGACAGCACUGGACACUGGCUGGUAGAAGAUCAUGCUCGAAUAUGGGAAGUUUUAAAGACAGAGGAGAGCUCGAUUCAGGACUGGGGUGAAGAGGUAGAGGAAGGAGCUGUUUACCAUGUCACCCUCAAAAGAGUCCAGAUUCAACAGGCUGCCAAUAAAGGAGCGAGAUGGCUAGGGGUUGAAGGGGACCAGUUGCCUCCAGGACAUACAGUCAGUCAGUAUGAGACCUGUAAGAUCAGGACCAUAAAAGCUGGCACCUUGGAGAAGCUUGUGGAGAACCUGCUGACAGCGUUUGGGGACAAUGACUUUACUUAUAUCAGCAUCUUCCUGUCAACAUACAGAGGUUUUGCCUCCACUAAAGAAGUGCUGGAGCUGCUGCUGGACAGGUAUGGAAACCUGACAAGCCCAAACUGUGAAGAUGAUGGAAACCAAACUUCAUCAGAGUCCAAGAUGGUGAUUAGGAAUGCAAUCGCCUCAAUCCUGAGGGCCUGGCUUGACCAGUGCGCAGAAGACUUCCGAGAGCCCCCUCACUUCCCUUGCUUGCAGAAACUGCUGGAUUAUCUCAAAAGGAUGAUGCCAGGCUCUGACCCAGAGAGAAGAGCACAAAAUCUCCUAGAGCAGUUUCAGAAGCAAGAAGUGGAAACUGACAAUGGGCUUCUCAAUACCAUUUCCUUCAGCCUGGAGGAGGAAGAGGAACCGGAGGGUGGAGGGCCAGCAGAAUUCACGUUCUUCUCGGAAGAUCUUGUGGCGGAGCAGCUGACCUAUAUGGAUGCACAACUAUUCAAGAAAGUGGUGCCUCACCACUGCCUGGGCUGCAUCUGGUCUCAAAGGGAUAAGAAGGAAAACAAACAUUUGGCUCCUACAAUCCGGGCUACCAUCUCUCAGUUUAAUACCCUCACCAAAUGUGUUGUCAGCACCAUCCUAGGAGGCAAAGAACUCAAAACUCAGCAGCGAGCCAAAAUCAUCGAGAAGUGGAUUAACAUUGCUCAUGAGUGUAGAAUCCUGAAGAAUUUUUCCUCCCUGAGGGCCAUCGUUUCGGCACUACAGUCUAAUUCCAUUUAUCGGUUGAAGAAGACUUGGGCUGCCGUCCCAAAGGACCGUAUGCUGAUGUUUGAAGAACUUUCACAUAUCUUCUCAGACCAUAAUAACCAUUUGACCAGCCGGGAACUACUGAUGAAGGAAGGAACCUCAAAAUUUGCAAACCUGGACAGCAGUGUGAAAGAAAACCAGAAGCGAACUCAGAGGCGGCUUCAGCUCCAGAAAGACAUGGGCGUGAUGCAGGGAACUGUGCCUUACCUGGGCACCUUCCUGACUGACCUGACCAUGCUUGAUACUGCUCUUCAGGACUACAUCGAGGGUGGGCUGAUAAACUUUGAGAAAAGAAGAAGGGAAUUUGAAGUGAUUGCCCAAAUAAAGCUAUUACAAUCCGCCUGCAACAGCUAUUGUAUGACCCCAGACCUAAAGUUCAUCCAGUGGUUCCAGAGGCAGCAGCUGCUCACAGAGGAGGAGAGCUAUGCCCUCUCGUGUGAGGUUGAAGCAGCUGCCGAUACCAGUGCCACCUCGCCCAAGCCUCGGAAGAGCAUGGUGAAGAGGCUUAGCCUACUGUUUCUGGGCUCAGACAUCAUCACCAAUAGCACUCCCACCAAAGAGCAGCCCAAGUCCACUGCCAGCGGCAGCUCUGGUGAAAGCAUGGACUCCGUCAGCGUGUCAUCCUGCGAGUCGAACCACUCAGAGGCUGAGGAGGGCUCUAUCACUCCCAUGGACACACCUGAUGAGCCCCCCAAAAAGCUCUCCGAAUCCUCCUCAUCAUGUUCCUCCAUCCAUUCCAUGGACACAACUUCCUCAGGGAUGUCGUCCUUAGUCAACCCCCUCUCCUCUCCUCCGUCCUGCAACAACAACUCUAAAACCCACAAGCGCUCCGUCUCGGUGACGUCCAUUACCUCGACAGUGCUGCCUCCUGUUUACAACCAACAGAAUGAAGACACCUGCAUAAUCCGAAUCAGUAUCGAAGACAACAAUGGCAACAUGUACAAGAGCAUCAUGCUGACGAGCCAGGAUAAAACCCCUGCCGUGAUCCAGAGAGCGAUGCUGAAGCACAAUCUGGACUCAGACCCCGCAGAAGAGUACGAGUUGGUGCAGGUCAUCUCGGAGGACAAAGAGCUAGUGAUCCCAGACUCCGCAAAUGUCUUUUACGCCAUGAACAGCCAAGUGAACUUUGACUUCAUUUUACGCAAAAAGAGCCCCAUGGAGGAACAAGUGAAACUUCGUAGCCGGACCAGCUUGACAUUGCCCAGGACAGCUAAACGGGGCUGCUGGAGCAACAGGCACAGCAAAGUCACCCUCUGAAGGGAGGGACCCAAUGGUCCUUGCUCGCCAAGGGCAGAGUGAGGCUAAGAACAGGCGGCCGUGAUUGCAGCUACCAUCCAGUGUUAGAGCAUCGUUGGUGAAGUCAACAGAUAUUUAUUGAGUACCUACUAUGUGCAAGGCACUAUGAUAGGCAUUGUGGGGAAAUAGGAAAUGAAUUUGACAUGAAGAGAUUCACUGAUUCUCUUUGAUCAAUUUGAGACUGGAACACAAAAUUAUCCAUACUUAUAAAUAUAUAUAUAUGUACAUAUAUAUGUAUACAUACACACAUUUGAUGUGUGUGUAUAUAUAUGAGGGACUUUAUGGGAUAUUCUGGACUAUGGAAAAACAAAUUUGCACAAUGGCCUGGGAAGUUUAGGUCACUUUUACAGGGAAAUAAAAGGAACUGAGAACCUCAUCUCAUACCUUCUAAGUAAAUGGGAUCAGUCCUAGGAAUACAGAGUGUCCUUUGUGCCAGUAUCACAAGAACUCCAAGCUUUAUUUUUACGAGGGGAGAGAAAUACUUUAUCAAUCAAGUGCCACCGGAAAAGAACCGCUAAGAGGCUGGACCUGCCACGGGCUGAAUGAAAGGCCACUUUGGAAAGGGUUUGGAUGAGCCAGUGGCCUUCAACCUCUGCGUGCAUUUGCCACGUUCUUCUACCCCAGGGAGGGCAAGGAGGGGCUUCAGAGGCCCACUCAGACCCACCAGCCUGUCGUCACUCCUCUGGAGUCAAUACAAGCCCAUUUUGAGUUCUGACAACCACGUCGCAUUUCUGUUUUUCCCCUUUAAGAACGUAUCACAAUCAUUAUUGCACAAAUAGCCAUAUUCUUUGGUAACUUAUUAGCCACAAAAGAGAGCGCAAAAGAAUCGUGACACGUUUGGACUGUCAUUUGUCUUGGAAUGCCACUACUUCACUGCCUUUUCUGAAUGCCUUCUGCAUGUAAAACAGUAUGUCUGGAGUCUUCUGUCAUCUGGAUCGUUGUACCUCUUUAUUAUGUGCAAUUUGUUCCUCAGGUGUAGAAAUUUCUACUGUGACUGACUGAUCAUUUUGAGUCUGUGAAAGAUUUCUGAGCAGUGAUUGCCUGUUGAUAGCCCCUCUGAAGAUGUUCCUUGCCGACAGCAGCAUCCUAUUUUACUUAUUAACUUUUAUAGCAUUACCGUGCCUAGUCAUGGGGCAAAAAUGGGGCUGCAUAUAUUAUCUAAAUCAUUUCUUAAAGAGGUACCGUCUUCCAGAUUAAAUCAGUAAUUUUUUUUUUAGGUCCCCAGACUUGCUAGCACAGUGUCACUGUUCAGUGACAUUUUUGUCUAUAGUAACACUAUUACGCUCUCCCUUCCGAAUCUGAGCUGAGCUGGGGUUGGAACUAAAAAAGCCAUAUGUGAAACGUGGACAUGUAUAUGAAGCACUUUCUCAAAAUUCCAGUUUUUAUUCCAGAAAUAAAGACAACGAACUCAGAUUAUGAAGUGCAGGUUGUAACAUGGAGCUUUUUCCCUUUUUAUAACUGUAGUGCAGCUCCCAAAAGUUGUGUGGGAUUCAUGAUACAUAAAUAGCCAUACAAAAUCUGCAAGAAACACCAGGGAAAGUUUAGAGAAUUGUGGCAGAGGACCAAAGAAUGACCCAGAAAGGCGUCAGAUUUCCUUUCGGUCUUUCUAGGAGAUUGGACUGUGUGUCGUAAAGACUGACUAGGCUUCAGCUGGUCGUAAAGCACUUUCUUCUGUUUGUGAGGCUCGUCUGAUAUGUGCUUCUGUGCUUGGAGGAGAGAUGGCCAGGUGGCAGACAUCUCAGAGAGUGAAGUCAAAUGAAUCCUCAGCCUGAUUUUUUUUUUUGGUUUGAAGGUCAAAAAG
Molecule: messenger RNA, 7061 nt
Organism: Loxodonta africana (African savanna elephant)
Lineage: Eukaryota; Metazoa; Chordata; Mammalia; Proboscidea; Elephantidae
Gene: RGL1
Product: ral guanine nucleotide dissociation stimulator like 1
Exons: 18
Coding region: 2810-5221 (803 amino acids)
Biological process (GO): positive regulation of GTPase activity; Ras protein signal transduction
Cellular component (GO): plasma membrane
Molecular function (GO): guanyl-nucleotide exchange factor activity
Source: RefSeq, a predicted model, not a curated record